AUGCCAGCCGUUGGCGACCAACAUCGAGGCAGCCCGACGAGCAUUACGAUGCCAGAUGCAACAGGCGUCAUCGCCAAAAACCCAUUCAAUGAAACCCCAGCACGCUCCAAUCAAUACACCCGCGAGGAAGUCGCCGUGCUUCAGGCACGCCUUGAGAAGAAGUUAGGACCGGAGUACAUCUCCUCUCGACCUGGAGCGGCGGGCCUUAGAGUACACUACCUCGCCGCGGAUAAGUGUAUAAGCCUUGCCAACGAGGUGCUUGGCUUCAACGGGUGGUCGAGUUCGAUCCAAAAUAUUCAGAUUGAUUUUGUUGACGAGUCCCCGAAUACUGGAAAGGUCAGUCUGGGCUUAUCGGUAAUAGUGAGGGUGACUUUGAAGGAUGGAGCUUACCACGAGGAUGUGGGAUACGGACAUAUGGAGAAUUGCAAGGGGAAAGCCGCCGCCUUCGAGAAGGCUAAAAAAGAGGCAACGACCGACGCCUUAAAACGAGCUUUGCGAAAUUUCGGUAACGUUUUGGGUAACUGUGUAUACGACAAGGAUUUCAUUUCCAAGGUUUCGAAACUGAAGACAGUGCCAACGAAGUUGGACGUGGAUGAUCUGCACCGCCAUCCCGACUUUGCCCCCAUCAAGAGGGAGCCAGUGCAACCAAAGCCGCCUCCAGAAGACGAUGAUUUGCCGCCUCGUCCGUCAGUCGCUGGACGGAACACAUCCAGGAAUGACGCUGCUGAUGUCGAUGCGGAGUUUGGAAGUGAUGUUUUCGAUGAGGCCGACUUCAAUGUCGGCGAGAGCGAGUACCCGGAUGAAAUAGUGGCAGAAGACAGCAAGGCACAUCAGCCACCAACUCCAAUUACAAGGCCCAGCAUACCACCAAAUCCCUCAAGUUAUGCCCCUGGCGUACCGUCAAGGACUAAUCCCAAUGUCGUCACGCCGUCUAAACCGGAAAGACCCAUGCAUCAUGCUGCAGCGGGUAGGCCGAUCCCUAAUCAGGCCCCGAACAAUCGACCAUACCCUCCAGCAGCCCAAAAUCAAAACCAAUGUCUGAACCAGAGGCAAUCCGUUCCGCCCCCAGACGCACAAAGAGGAUACCAAAAUGGAAGACCGCCACCACCAGGACAGCGCGCCAAUAAUGGGGUAACGACAGCAGGCCCCGGCGCACAAGCGCACAUCAAACAGGAGUUUGGUGCCAAGCGUCAAAAUCUACCACCGCAAAACAUGGCUGCCACAGGAAACCCAGGCAUAGGUGGUCAAGGGCCUCCCGUCGUUGGAUUCUUCUCCGCCCGGGGAGUCGAUAUGUUACGAGACAACCCGAAUAGCGCGGCCGCCGCUGCUCCAGCAUUUGACCCGCAUGCAGAAAGCCCAUCUAUUCGCAAAACGGCAGGCGUCGACCACACCAAGAGCGUACCGAUCUCUAAACCAAUGCUAACCGGCAGCACCUCCCCAGCGCCCAACCAAACUCGCGACUUCAUCAAUCCCUCCUCAGACAUGCAUCGAAAGCUCGGCGCACCAGGCGGCAGUGGAACCGGCAGUCCCAUGAACAGAGGUCCAUCUACAUCCUCCUACCGUCCCCUAACACGGCCGAAUAUUGACCCUAAGACUGCUGCACCAAACAACGUUUCUGCUGCCAAUCGGAGUGGAUUCGGGCCCGCGAAUAUGAACGGAAAACGACCUCCUCUGAACGACGUCACCAAUGCUUCCGUACCCGGCGGGGACGGGCCUACUUCUGCCCCUGGCUUCAAUGAUCCAAAAAGAGCAAGGUACGACGGGACAAUGGCUCCACAGCAACAACAACAACAACAGUCGCAUCAGCGGUAA
Molecule: messenger RNA, 1812 nt
Organism: Aspergillus mulundensis
Lineage: Eukaryota; Fungi; Ascomycota; Eurotiomycetes; Eurotiales; Aspergillaceae
Product: RAD52 DNA repair protein RADC
Exons: 6
Coding region: 1-1812 (603 amino acids)
Biological process (GO): double-strand break repair via single-strand annealing; double-strand break repair via homologous recombination; DNA recombinase assembly
Cellular component (GO): nucleus
Source: RefSeq, a predicted model, not a curated record